AUGCCUCUGCGUGCCUGUCCUCCUCGACGUCUCCUGGAGGAAGUGGCCACUGUGCUCUUGAAUGCAUUUCUCUUAAUCCUCGUUUGUUCUCUCCCCCUUGUAGGCAUGAAGUUUUUGGAAGACUGCCCCAUACAGCCCCUCAUUCCUCUCUAUUUGCUGGUGGGUGGGAUCAUUGGAGCCUUAAAGGUGUCUCUCCUGCUGCAAGACUCCAGCAGGAUGCGGCGCCUUCUGUCCAAAGCCAUGGUGACCCACCAUGACGACGAUGAUGACUAUCCCUGGAGGCCAAAGGUGUGGGAAUAUUACACCCACCUCAUCCUCAGCCUCCUCCUCUUCAUCUGGUCCCUUCUGGAAAACGACUGGGUCUUUUCCGUUUACAUGCCUGAUUUUAUUUCCCCUUUCCAGCAGCCUCAGGAUCAUUGUGACAAAACCCUGCACCUCUUUGCGGUAGGGGUCCUCAUGCUCAGCCAUACUGGGCUGGUCCGACUCGCCCUAUGCGACAGGUGUGCCUAUGUGCGGUCCAGGUGA
Lutra lutra (Eurasian river otter) is the source of this 525-nucleotide messenger RNA. It is a transcript of the gene TMEM272, whose product is annotated as transmembrane protein 272. Bases 1 to 525 code for a protein of 174 amino acids. The record is from RefSeq and is a predicted model, not a curated record. The transcript has 3 exons. Lineage: Eukaryota; Metazoa; Chordata; Mammalia; Carnivora; Mustelidae.